Molecule: messenger RNA, 855 nt
Organism: Heterobasidion irregulare TC 32-1
Lineage: Eukaryota; Fungi; Basidiomycota; Agaricomycetes; Russulales; Bondarzewiaceae
Exons: 6
Source: RefSeq, a predicted model, not a curated record
UCCCGCUCACAGUCUCAAGACCGUUCUGAAUCGCCAGAGAUACGACUUCCAGGAGGUGCAGCACCGAUUUCUGAGUCUGAUUACUUCCUCAAGAGCGCAGAAUUUCGCGUAUGGUUGAAAGAUGCUAAGCACAAGUAUUUCGACGAGCUGUCUGGAGAGAGGGCCAGAAAGUACUUUCGCAAAUUCGUUAAGGAAUGGAAUCGGGGAAAGCUUGAAAGAGCGCUAUAUUCGGGUGUAGACCCGUCCUCCCCGACUGCAUAUUCUCACACCAAAUAUAAAUGGUCCUUUGCUUCCAAAAGUUCAAAGGCCGACUCUCAAGCACUCGAAGCUGCGCGCGCAGAGGUCGGCGCUGCGACCUACGGCGGUGGCCGUGUAUCGAGCAGUUCUGGUCCGAGCGGGAGCGGCCGCGUGCAAGGCCCAACAUUGCCCUCUCCAGCCGACCUUAUCAUCGCGCGCGAAACAGCGGACGAGUUUCGUGCAGCAGAACGGGAAUACAAGCGCAAGCGAGAUCGCGCAGAGGCAAAAGAUCGCGUUGAAGAUGCGGUCGGGCCGAGGGAAGUCGGUCGUGAGCGUCUUAUGGAGAAGAAACGCGAGAAGAGGGAAGGUGACCGUAUGUUCCGUGAGAGAGCGGAAGAUGGAUUGGAAGCGGACGAGGGCACGCUCAUGGGUGGAGGGGACAGCUUCAAGGAACAGAUUGCCCGGAGAGAUGCCGCCAGAAAGAGAUUCGAGGAGAAGCGGGGCGGUCCAAGAGAGGAGAAGAUUGCGGCAGUCCGGGAGAGAACAACAGCAAUCCGAGAGAAAGACAAGGCAACUAUGGAUAUGUUCAUGCAGAUGGCAAAAGCGAAAUACGGCUGA